Messenger RNA from Closterium sp. Naga37s-1, 570 nucleotides. Lineage: Eukaryota; Viridiplantae; Streptophyta; Zygnematophyceae; Desmidiales; Closteriaceae. The record is from the annotation of a GenBank genome assembly.
GCGAAGAUUUCAGACUUUGGGCUUGUGAGGAAGGGCGAGGGCACGGCAGUGCAGAGUACACGAGUGGUGGGAACACCAGGCUAUGUGGAUCCCUCUUAUGCCGCGUCCAAUAAGGCCACCACUGCCACUGAUGUCUACAGCUUUGGCAUUCUCAUGCUUGAGCUCAUGACGAGCCGUCACAUCAGCACCAAUUCAACCGCCGAUCCCUCCGAUGAAGAGGCGGGUCAGCAGCUGCACAUCCUUCCCUGGGUCCAGCAGCAGCUGGCUCAAUCCGGCAGCAACAGGGCGGUGGUGGCAGGCCUCAAGGACGCGCGCAUGGAGGCGCGGGAUGAGUUGGUGUUGACGGUGGUGCAGCUGGCACUGCGAUGCACCACCAAGCAGAGCGCCAUGCGGCCGGCCAUGGGGGUGAUUGCAGCCGAGCUGGAGGCCGUGCUGGUGGCGCUGGGCGGCGGUGCACGCAGCAACUCCGCCGCCCGGCAGGUGGACCAGCAGGUGGAGACGCAGAGGAUGUCAGGUUCUGAUGUGGAUGCAGAGAUUGCGCGCCUCGAUGCGCUGUGUCAAGGCAACUGA